Molecule: messenger RNA, 5376 nt
Organism: Ceratina calcarata
Lineage: Eukaryota; Metazoa; Arthropoda; Insecta; Hymenoptera; Apidae
Exons: 10
Coding region: 443-3982 (1179 amino acids)
Molecular function (GO): DNA binding; protein binding
Source: RefSeq, a predicted model, not a curated record
UUUCCGGUUGUGCGUUAUGGACGCUUCGUGUCUGUCCGAAGGUUUCGUCCAGAGAGGAACUCUCUAAUUUCGUCGUUUUUUCAUUUACCAGUGAGAAACGAUCUCCCGAAUAUAUUCGGAGUAUGAAUGCGGAACGAUAGUGUAAUGAGGGACUGCUCGAUAUCAUAUCGGAAGAGUAUAAUCCUGGCGGUUGUGUAAAUAUCGCGUAGUGGUGUUUGCGCGUACACGUUAUGCGCAUACGCGAACAGAUGAGCGCGGGAUUGUGGUACUCGGACUGACUCAGACGCGAGGGGACUGAACGAACUGUAGUGUGAUCAACUUGUGUGCAGAAACUUUUGAUGGAUAUUUUUAUGAAGUGACAGAGGACGAGAAGUCAACGUUCGUUACGCGUCCGAUUUUUAAAGUACGUAGUGUCGGCGUUUGGUCCCAAAGGGGCCACACAAUGGACGGUGCCAACGUUAAUGGCGGGAAUGCCGAUGAGGCGGGCGAGAAUCCUAACCUAGAAAUUAGCAGUAUGCCGGACCCACAGGGGAUACAAAUUAAAGUGGAUGUGGCCGAGGAAAUGGAUGGGCAGGAGGUCAACGGCGACAUAAAAGGUGCACUAAAGAGGGGUAUGUCACUAUAUGUUAAUAGAAUGCAUAAGCUUAAGGUCAGUUUUAUUAGUAUUGUUGAUAGUAAUAAACUGUUAUUUACAAAAGGACUCAAACGCAAGCAUUCAGAACAAGAUGACCUUAGCUCAGAGGAAUCCAUGUUCAAUGGAUUCGAUUUACAGGGAGACACUGAAUUACAACCAGGAAGUCAUAUCUUGAAGAAAUUAAUUGCUGAAGCUGAACUAGCAGAGUCACAAUUAGUAAAACGGUUUAGAUUCAGUAUAAAAGAUCUUGAAGGUAAGAGAGAUGAUGAAGAUUCUGAUGAUAAUAGAAUAUAUGAUUCUGAUGUGAAUAAAAUGAAGAGAGAAUCUGAUAAAUCUGAAACAGAUUCUAUUGGGAUACCAAAUACUAUAGAUUCAGAAUCAGAAGUACAAAAAGUGGAUGAAGCAUCAGUUAAAUCAGCAAAUUCGGCAGCUAGUAGUCCCACAAUGAAAUCGAAAGUUAAUCGAGCAUUGCGUGCAAUUAGUCCAGCAAGCCCAUCAAGUCCAUCAGGGAAGCAAAAACUAGUUGUUGACAUGUCAAAUCCAGCGUUUAAAGAACCUUUUAAGUACGGUUGGAAGAGAGAAUUGGUAUUCAGAGCAAGUACCGAUCCUAGUCUUAAAAAGAUGGCUGAUAUCUAUUAUUAUACACCAAAGGGCAAAAAAGUUAGAAGUUUUAGAGAAGUUGCAGAAUUUCUUAAUACAAAAGAGUUAACUAUUGAUAAUUUUACAUUCUUCAAAGAACCAAUCGGUCUUGACGAUCCGGAAAAGGAAAUAAUUCGGAAUGCAAAGAAGUUGAAGGGAACUGCAGUGUCUACUACGCCACCAAGGAGAGGUCUCGGAUAUAAGAGAGGAGCACCUGGUAGGAAAACUGUAGAAGAACCUACUCCAGUACAAUCACCAGUGGCUCCGAAAGCUACUGUUGUUAAGUCUCCAAAAGCUGCUCCAACAGCAUUUAAAGUGAAAGUGCCUGCAAAGAAAACUCCACAAAUAACAGAAAUAAAGUCACCUCCUCAAGAGAAUGAAGCACCUCCACCUCAGAGAACUACGAGUACGAGAAGAAGUCAACUGCCUGUAGAAAAGCCACCGCCUCCUAAGCAGAAGAGACAAGUAACGCCCAAAGUUCAAGAACCAUGCAGUAUAAGGUGUUCAACAAGUAUGGGAUUGAUACCGAGUUUGCAAUGUCGCGUCUGUCUCUGUUUAUAUCAUCCUGAGUGUGUUGGCGGUAUGGAAUAUGCAGGGAGUGACGAUUAUGUUUGCAAGAAUUGCCAGCAGGAUACUAAAGAAUCUCAUCAAUCUCAAACAAAUCAAUCUCUUACACCUCCUCCAUUGAUACCAAUCAGUAUGCUAGGUGCGCAAAAUGUUAAACCGAAACAGCAUCAAGUAAAUUCAAGUCCGCCGAAGCUUCAGAGAAUUCCGAAAUCCGACAUUGCAGAUUCACAAUCGCGAAACGCUGUGAAGUCCUCGAAAACAUCUUCGACAAUGUCUUCGCAUUCUUCCUUGAAUUCCGAUAAAAAGGAAAGUAGUUGGUUCGCUCAGACAGAAAAUGAAUUUCUGCAAAGCCAUGAUGGUACUAUGCCGAAACCAGCCCAGAAUAUUGCUUUGAUGGGUGGCAGAAGAUAUAUUGUUGUACCAAAAAAUAACGCAAUGGCUGUCCAGCCGGCAAUAACAGCAAAACCGGAUAAAAUUGGUGAUAAACCUCCUCCUGUAUUGCAGGACGGUACACUUACUGAUAUAUCAAAUGCUAUAGACAACUCAAAGAUGCGUGGUUCUUUAUUGGCAAAGUCAUUAUCAAAAGACUUCGAUAAAGCAAUCAACAGAGAUAUAACAAGAGAUGUAUCGCAUGCAGAAUUUUCGCCGUGUUCUGUAACAGGUGAUACUGAAGAAACGUGCACUAAUAUCGACAAGUCACAGAACGAUCUAUCUUGCACAACAGAUUUUACAUUAGAAACCGAGAGACUGAAGAGUUCUCAAUUACCUGAAACGAAGACUGUCAUAAAUAAUUCUCGGACGACUAGGGCAUGUAAUUUGGGUACUGUUAAAAUAAGUAGCAAGAGGAAACAAAAUCAAUUAGAAAACGAACAAAAUCAACAUUUUAUGGAUUCAGUUUGUGCUGGAUACCAUGCGCUCUUACGUAUCUUCCAGUAUCUUAAGGUUCAAGAAUUACUCAGAGCUGCGAGAGUGUGUAAAAUGUGGCGAGACUUAGCAGCGCACCCUUCCCUGUGGAAGACUGUGCGGAUGAAGAACAGUCAAGUGACAGACUGGGAUGGUUUAGCGGAUACGUUACAAAGGCGCGGCACUCAACACUUGGAUCUCCGAAAAAUGCUCGUGGCUGGCGAAUCCGAUAGCAUUUGGAGAAAUUUUCUAUUAGUAAUACCACGCGUAACCAGUCUCGUCAAAUUAGAAUUAUGUAAAUGUCCUGUGAUGGUCGUUGAGGAAGUCAUUAAGUGCUGUCCUCAAUUAGAAGUACUGAGUGCAAUGUCGAUAAAAUGUGACUCGUUGAACUUGGAAUCGAUUGGGAAUCUUAAACGUUUACAAGAAUUAAGGCUGAAAGCUAUCAGCGGAAUGUCUUUGCAAGAAGAUCUCACACCCUUGCAGGAACUAACACAACUAACACAAUUGAGUUUAACAUCGGUCAAGGAACUUGGGAAGAAAAAGAUUGAUAUUAUACAGACAUUAGUAAAUCUGGAAACGUUAGAACUGGGCGAAUGUUCCGAUUUUCCAGAUAAAUUUGGUACAACAGUUUUAAUUAAGUUACAGAAGCUAGAACGCCUUAGACUUGAGAAAGGACAAGGCUCGUGCUGUACGUUUGACAUUCUGGAAGGUGUAUCCAAAUUACAAAAUCUGUGUCAGAUGGAAUUGGUCAAUUUUGAUGUAAAGAAUGGCUUUGACAAGUACCUUGCAAAUUGCAAGAAUAUUAAAAGGCUGUUGAUCAUACCCACUUACAUAUCUCAAUCGGCAACGUCUAACAACAUGGUGCUCGGAGGUGUUACCGAAUUAUCGAACAAUUUAACGCAUUUCGUAUGGGGCGUUACAUUGGAAUUACUCAGGGUUACAGAAUUAUUCGUUGAUCAAUGUAAUUUAAUGAGUAAACAAGUUACUGGCGAUUCGAUACCAGUCUUGAAACCGGUACCCUGUUUGAAACUAAUCGAAGACGUUGAAGAUGAGAACGACAAUCAAAAAGGGGAUGAUAAACAACAACCAAAUUUAACAAAUCCUCAAGUUGAUAUAUUACCAUUGCCUCAACUUCAGAAACUUUUACUAACUGCAUUGCCUAAAACGAGAGUUAAAAUUUUGAAGAUCCCUUUCCAUGCUACGUGGCGACAGAGCAUUUCAGAUACUGCUACACAAUAGGAAACAGUAAACCUAAAGUGUAUGAACGUAUAUACUAAAAGAAUAAGGACAGAAAAUAUCUGAAGAGCAGAAUUAAACAUUUUGUAAAGGUGAUUCCAUAGUGUCUGCACAAUUUAUUCCAAUAGUUGGAAAUUGGAUAAAAGAUAAUUUAAUAUUUAUGUACUGUGUUUUACUACCUACAGGUAUUUUGUGUCCUUAUUCUUCUUUUACAAUUCCCGUUGCGUGAUAUGAUUGAUACACACUACAGUAACCGUAAACAUACAAAGUUUUUAGUGGUAAAAGGGGGACCAUGAAUGCAUCGCGUGCUAUUUUGACUGCAGGGCAAAAUUCCAUGAGACGCUGGUAUCCUUGCGCAAGUUAUUUGAUAAUUUUUUAAAUUUCGUAUUUCGUACUUAAAAUUCUUUAAAUGUAACGUUUGCAAAAUUAACUUGGUAUACUGUAACGUGUAUCUAGCGGAUGAAACAAACUGAAGGGGACAAGAAUGCAUUGGGGAAAAAGAGAAAGCUUAAUACAAAUAUUUAUAUAAAAUUAUGUAUUACGAAAAUGUCGCACACAUCUUUUAAGAGGUUAAGGUAUAUGCUGAUUUUCUCAAUUUUUCAGAGCAUAGACCUUUUGUGACAUAUGUAAAAGCAUUGAGUCAAAGGAAAACAAUAGAAGUUGUAGUUUUACGUGAUACAUUUCUAUAUAAAUUUCUAAUGACGUAGCAGAGAAAAUUAAGUCUAUAAGGCUCUAUCUAGAAAUUAGACUGUAUAAAUAAUGAUAUAUAAUAUUGAAUUAAUUGUACGUGUAUCUUUAAUAUUUAAGAUACGAUUUUUCCGCUGCAAAGAAGUAUGAGGCUUGCAUCGAGUAAUGUAGAAUGUGUAAUGUAUAUACAUAUAUGGUUGUGCGUAUGCCAUUAUUAUAUAAUAUAACGUAAAGACGUAGUGAUUUACCUGUACAUUUGUCGGUACACGUUGUAUAACUGCGAAAAAUUAUCUUGGUUUUCUCUCUUUCUCCUUUAUCUCUCUAAUUUCAUUGUCAUAAAUGAUAUAUCAGUAAAAUAAAAUUUUAUAUUGAAAUAAUUCAAAUAGAAAUUGUGUACAUCAAUAGAUAAUUUCAAAAUGUUCUAAUCAUAUAAGGAUUGACUUGCGAAUAGUGAUAAGCAUAUCAGUUGAACAUUGAUUGUUAAUCGUAUUGUAUGUCAGUUUGUUAUUCAUCUUUAGGUACAUCGCACUGUUCAUCUAUGGUUCUGUUACUUUAAUUGUCAUACUUUGCAGCGGAAAAUUUCACUUGUUUUAUUGCGUUUAGUUGUACACAAACUGAAUAAUUUAUAAACAUUAAGGGGGUUCUAAAAAUGUACUUGUAGUAAAACAAUUUAAAUAUAUGAAAAAAAUAUUUUUUACGUUGAAUAAUGA